Molecule: messenger RNA, 1008 nt
Organism: Malurus melanocephalus (red-backed fairy wren)
Lineage: Eukaryota; Metazoa; Chordata; Aves; Passeriformes; Maluridae
Gene: MED21
Product: mediator complex subunit 21
Exons: 4
Coding region: 26-460 (144 amino acids)
Biological process (GO): regulation of transcription by RNA polymerase II
Cellular component (GO): mediator complex
Molecular function (GO): transcription coregulator activity
Source: RefSeq, a predicted model, not a curated record
CUCAGGGGCGGUGGUGGCGGCCGCCAUGGCGGACCGGCUGACACAGUUGCAGGACGCCGUCAACUCGCUCGCAGACCAGUUCUGUAACGCCAUCGGAGUGCUGCAGCAGUGCGGCCCGCCGGCCUCCUUCAGCAACAUCCAGACGGCCAUAAACAAGGAUCAGCCCGCGAACCCCACGGAAGAGUACGCCCAGCUGUUCGCAGCUCUGAUCGCGCGCACUGCCAAGGAUAUCGAUGUUCUCAUAGAUUCCCUGCCCAGCGAAGAAUCCACAGCAGCUUUGCAGGCUGCGAGCCUGUACCGGCUGGAGGAGGAGAACCACGAGGCGGCGGCGCGGCUGGAGGAGGUUGUGUAUCGSGGCGAUGUGCUGCUGGAAAAGAUCCAGAGCGCGCUGGCCGACAUCGCCCAGUCGCAGUUGAAGACGAGGAGCGGCACCCACAGCCAGCCCCUGCCCGACUCGUAGCGCCAGAGGGCAGCAUGGCCCUGCCCAAGAGCCUSGGGAACGCCUCUGGAUGCACCGCUGAUGGAGUGCACGGCCCGGCCCCACCUCGAGGCUGCUCCGCUCUCUGCUCCGCGUCGGGAGCAGCGGCUUUGUCACAGCUCGGCUGCGGGUUUUGUGUGGGAAACGCAUCUGUUCUGGAUCUGUGUGGRUUGAUACGUAUUUCCUUGACUUCAAAUGAGCUUUUUGUUCACACAUAGGACUUCAGUUGAAUUUGUUACAUGUUAGAAUUAUUUGUAUAACUAAAUCCCACUACGGUCAUGGUAUGUUUUUUUUUUGUAAGCCUCAGACGCAUUUGARUUGGCCACAGCUCCCUGGAGACAGUACUGUGAAUACAGUGGUGGUCAUCUAUUUUAAUAAAUAGAUAUGGUAAUUUUGCAUUCCUAUGGCUGAUUGACUGGCUUACCACCCUUUACAGAGCAUGUGAAAGGAUAAGUAAACUGAUGUUUGCAGAAUGAUUGUUCUUGUUAUUGGCAUCUCAUUUACAAAGAAAUAAACCUGCAGGUAUCUGA